Molecule: messenger RNA, 631 nt
Organism: Hippocampus comes (tiger tail seahorse)
Lineage: Eukaryota; Metazoa; Chordata; Actinopteri; Syngnathiformes; Syngnathidae
Gene: cox5ab
Product: cytochrome c oxidase subunit 5Ab
Exons: 5
Coding region: 73-501 (142 amino acids)
Biological process (GO): mitochondrial electron transport, cytochrome c to oxygen
Cellular component (GO): mitochondrial inner membrane; respiratory chain complex IV
Source: RefSeq, a predicted model, not a curated record
UUCCGGCGUCCAGAGUCCUUUCGAGUCGCCGCCACACAUUCACAUUUAGUAGUUAGCAUCCGCCUCACUACUAUGUUCCCUGCUGUCUUCCGGCUCUCGACUACAGGCGCCCGAACCUUGGCGACCCGGUUCCGACCCGGACACACAGCUCCAUUAGCUUCCAGAUGUUACUCACAUGCCAAAGUGGAAACGGAUGAGGAGUUUGAUGCCCGCUGGGUAACCUACUUCAACAAGCCCGACAUUGACACUUGGGAACUCAAGAAAGGGAUGAACACUUUGAUUGGGUAUGACCUGGUACCCGAGGCCAAGAUCCUGGAUUCAGCUCUUCGGGCGUGCCGGAGACUCAAUGACUUGGCCAGUGCCAUCCGCAUCCUGGAGGCUGUCAAAGACAAAGCGGGCCCCCACAAAGACAUCUAUCCAUACUUGCUCCAGGAGCUGAAGCCCACGUUGGCGGAACUCGGCAUCUCCACGCCGGAGGAGCUUGGUAUUGAUAAGAUUUAGCAGGCAAAGGUGCUCGGAGAGAUGAACUCUCUUAAACUGUCUUCUGUCAAAAAUGUCCAUAGUGUUAAUUGAUCCCGUACUGUCCUGUUAUGUAAAAAGUGGUGGACCGAAUAAACAAAUGCUGUCAGAA